CAUUUUAGUGCGGUUUGUGUCAUGUAAAGACGUACGUUCCGGUUCUAGCCCCGUUUCGUUUGAUCGGUUCCGCGGGACGUCGGUGUUUUCUCUCGACGGCGUCGCAAUGGAUAUGAGCAUCUAUUUGACGGCGCCCCUCCAAAUGGAUAAGAUCUGCAGGGCCUGUUUAUCCGAAAAAGGAGACAUGAGGCCCCUUUACGGGGCAUGUCUCGAUGAAAUGCUUGUUUCAUUCGCCUCCGUUCAGAUUAACCAAGAUGAUAAUUUACCUCAUUUAAUGUGUGUACAAUGCGUGUUACAAUGUAGCAGAGCUUACACAUUUAAGCAACAAUGCGAGAAAUCUGAUAACAUCUUAAGACAGUAUAUAAGUCCAGAAUUCCAGAAAAUUCUCAAUCAACACAUAGUAGAUCAAACGAAAGCAGAGCUUCAAGAACAAUUACAAUUUAGCGAUACAGUUGAACAAGUUAUGGUGGCUGAUAUCCCAGAAUUUAUAACAGCAGAAUACGUUGGUCCAGCUAGUUUAUUGGAAGUUAAACAAGAGGAUAACCAUGUGACUGAAUUCAUUCAUUCCGAAAUAGACGUUUUCCAAGAAGAAACAAUAGUAAAUGCAGAUCCAGAUGAAACUGAACCACAACAAGAACAACCCGAAAAAGAUAUACCUCAACCUUCCACUUCAUCAUCAAACUCACUUCGAUAUCAAUGUACGAAAUGUUCGGAAGCGUUCGCUUUAAAAGUCGACUUAAAAGUGCAUAUGAUGACUCAUCCGAAAGACUUAGAUCAUAUCUGUCAUGUUUGUAAUAAAGCGUUUCCGGAGGCGAGAGUUUUAAAGCGGCAUUUAAAAAUUCAUAUGGAGAAAAAACCUCAUAAAUGCGAUCAGUGUGAUAAAACGUUUGCGGAAAGUUCAAAUUUAAGUAAACAUAAAAAGAAACACACCGGUGAAUUGAGAAAUAUUAAAGGGAAGCCGCAUUUGUGUUCGGUUUGUGGGAGGGCGUUUAAAUGGGCUUCGAGUUUAUCGAAACACAUGAAAUAUCAUACGGGUCAUAAAUUGUUCACUUGCGAGUAUUGUAAUAAACAAUACGUUGAAGCGAGAAGUUUAAGGAUUCAUAUUCGGUCGCAUACAGGAGAAAGGCCGCACGUUUGCGGUGUGUGCCAAAAAAGUUUCACGCAACUUUGUAAUUUAGAGAAACAUAUUCGCGUUCAUACUGGUGAAAAACCAUAUUUAUGUCCGAUUUGUGGUAAAGGAUUUACUCAAUCGGGUUAUGUGAGUAUUCAUAUGAGAAUACAUACAGGAGAACGUCCGUAUAUUUGCUCAACGUGUGGAAAAGCGUUUGCAGGAUCAAAUACGCUGGCGAUUCACCAAAGAACUCACACAGGAGAAAAACCUUACACUUGUACAAUUUGCGAAAAAAGUUUUGGACGUAGAGAAACUUUGGUUAUUCAUACAAGAUCACACACUGGUCAUAAACCGCAUGUUUGCGGAAUGUGUAAUAAAGCGUUUACAAGUUCUGGGCAUUUAUCGACUCAUAUGAGGACACAUACAGGGGAGAAACCGCAUAGUUGCACGAUUUGCGGGAAAAGAUUCGCCGGGUCGAGUAGUUUGCAUAUGAGAACUCAUUUGGGGGAGAAAAGUUACAUUUGUAAAUUGUGCAAUAAGACGUUCGUUCAACAAAAUAAUUUACAACAACACAUGCUUACACAUACAGUUAUAACUAAACCCAAGUUACCAAAAGUCGAAACUGUGCAAGUUGCGGAAUUUGCCAUAAUUUUGUAGAUCCAUCAUUAAACCAACACAACAAAUCAUGUAAUCAAGAAGUAUGUUAAAAAAAUAAUUGAUAAAUUAAUUUAAGGAUUAGAAUGUAAAUUAAGUAGACUUGUUGCUAAAUUGGAUGAUAAGAGUAAAAGUUUUGUACAUCCAAAAGUUAUUAUAUUUUUGCAUUUUAUGUUGAUACAUUUAACAGUUUUGUUCAAACAAUGUACAUAAUUUAUUUAUAAAUUAUCUUGUUAGAACAGGUGUGAUAAAAUGAACAUAAUAUUA
Onthophagus taurus is the source of this 2032-nucleotide messenger RNA. Its product is annotated as zinc finger protein ZFP2-like. NCBI's taxonomy places the organism in Eukaryota, Metazoa, Arthropoda, Insecta, Coleoptera, Scarabaeidae. Gene Ontology annotation, molecular function: zinc ion binding; RNA polymerase II cis-regulatory region sequence-specific DNA binding; DNA-binding transcription activator activity, RNA polymerase II-specific. Gene Ontology annotation, biological process: regulation of transcription by RNA polymerase II. The record is from RefSeq and is a predicted model, not a curated record. Gene Ontology annotation, cellular component: nucleus.